UUGGUAUCUGCGAAAAUAUAAGUGAUAAUAAAUGUGGUGAAAAAAUUAAUGUCUUUUAAUAUUUUAUUUAUAAAUGUGAAAGUGAGUGUAACCAACAGUUUGAAGAAGGAUCCAAGGUACUUUUGUCAUGUUAGAUUUCUAGGCUGACAUGAGGCCAUCCUCUUCUGCUAUAGAUAUAUCAUCUUCUGCUAUAGAUAUAUCAAUUCUCUCCUCUUCUUGCCAUAAUUGAGACUGACUUAAAGCUUUUUUUUUUGAAGAAAAAAAUAGUUUAGUUUCUUAUUUUCUAAAUGAAAAUUGUUUGAUGUAGAUAUUUUGAAUACAUAUUAAAACAAUACAUAUAUAUAUAUAUAUAUUGGAUGAGUUCUAAAAAUGGUGGCUACCGUUGGCAAUGGUAAGUAGCCAAUAGAGGUGGCUAGAGGUGAUUGAGUUUUUUUAUCAUCCAAGGAGAGUGAUGUGGAAUGAUGCGUGCACAUGGAGGUUUUAUUUACAAUUUUAUGGUUUUAUGUCUUUGUUUAUUUAUUUUAAUUAUAGUUUAAUUAGUUGUUUUGUUACAUUUGGUAAUUAUCAACUGAAUCAAAUUAGAACAUUAGACUUGUUUUGGUCAAAUGAAUUUUGUAUAAGACACUGUUCUUGUGAUUUUGGCUAAGGACCCACAUCAACACCCUUCAUGAUGUUUAGUGUUUUUCCCUUUGAAUUAGGAUAUUCAAACCUUCAGCCACAAUAAUGGAAAGGAAGGGGGACAAGGGGUCACCUUGCUUAAGCCCCUUUAUUAAACUCUUGAUCACUGAUCCAUUAGCAAGUAAGGAGUGGGAUGCUUUUGAAAUGCAUUCUUUAGUCCAUUUACACCAUCUCUCUCUUGAACUAUAUAAUUUUUUAGCAUAUGUAAGAGGUAAUCCCAAUUGAUACUCAUAGUCCUUCUGAAAGUCAAUCUUAAGGAUUAUACCUUCUGAUUUUCUCCUUUUCCAGUGAUCAAUGAUCUCAUUUGCAAUAAAGACUCAAUCAAGAAUUUGCCUACCAUGAAUAAAUUGGGUUUCAUCAAUGAUCUCAAGCAAAAUAUUUUUUUACUCUGUUAGCUUUUGAUAAAAUUGUACACACUGCCCCCACCAUAUUUAUAGGUAUGUACUCAUGCGGCAACUUAGGACAGUCAACUUUAUGGGUUGCGCAACAACAGUGGCGUUGAUUCCUCUUUCCAAUUUCCCAUUAAAAUAAAACUCUUUUAUGAAAUUCAUAAUGUCUUCCUUAAGGACUGGCCAGAUUUUUUUAUGUGUGGUGCAUGUAUAAUAAUAAUAAUAAUACUAAUUAAUAUAUUAACUAAUAUAUUAAUAGAUGAUCCAUGUCAUGUAUAAUAUAUAUAUAUAUAUAUAUUUGUUGUGAUCCAUGUCAUGUAUUGCUAUUUUGAAAAUUGUUGCAUCGACAUGGCCGUAUCAUAUAUAUAUAUAUAUAUUACUGUUGUUGUGACUUGUAUCGUGCCUUGAUUUUUUGAAAAUUGUCAUGUCAACAUGUCUGUAUCAUGUCGUAUUUGUGUCUUUUACAUACCUAUGUUUGUUAGCCAUUAAGUGAUGGGCCCUUUCUGCUGAUCCAAUAUUGUGAGGAAAGGUUGCUAUGGACAAAAUUGCUUUAGUAACAGAACCAUUAUUAGGUUGUUAUAGAACUUGGUACUACCAUUUCUGAUGGAUGUAAUAGUAUACGAAACCUUGGAAGUUUGGAAUUACCUCACAAAUUUUUUAUGACGAAUCUGGAUGGGGCCUGGUUGAGUUGAUGUUGCAAUUUUGUUUGUUUGAUAAUCCAGUUCCUAUCUCCUGCCAACUGAUUAAUCACCUAGUUAUUUAGUUAUUUUGUUGUGUGAAUAGCAUUUCUAUCAUUAAGGUUAAGGUCAUUCCUUCAUCUUUUCGUUGUUAUUAAGGGAAAAGUACAUAUCAGGGUUAUUAGGAUGAUUUCAAUGGAUUUGAGAACAACUUCCCUGAUUUCUUUGUUAAUCAAUGAGUCAUAGUCCUUAUUAUAUUUCUGCAAAUUUGACUGCUCAUUAUAAUUUUUAAAUAUAUGAUAUGUUUCUCUCUUGCUAUUUUAAAUUAAAAAAAAAAAAUCUAUGCGUAAGAAAAAAAUUGUAAUCAUAUUGAAUGUGUUUAGAUUUGAAUUAAUGCAAUCUUUUGGGAGCUCUUUCAGUACCCAUUAGAAAUACAUGUUGUUCUAAUCUCUUACACUAACUAGAUCUAAUGUGUUAGUUGAAGCAUUUGUAGAUGGACAAUAAUGAAUGCUCAGACAGUACGACGGACCUAUUUGAAGCAUUUGUAGCACUCCAAGAAGUUGUGUCAUCUAUUAACUAUGUAUGUGGUGUGUACAUUAUUGUAUUACAUGUUGCCUUGGAGAGGUACCAAUCUAGGUUGGAUAUUAAAAGGUCACCACAUCCCUUCCAAGCACAAUUAGACUAUUUGAAUAGAUUGGUGAAAGAUAGCGAUAUUGAUUGUCAUGAACAACUCCCAGUGAAUAGGCGUACCUUCAUGUGACUUUGUACACUUGUUCGAAGUGUGGGAUUAUCUGAUUCCAAAUAUGUCCUCUUAGAGGAGAAAGUUGCAGUGUUCUUAAAUGUGAUUGCACAUGACUAUAAGAAUCGCAACAUCAAGUUCAAUUUCAUGCGGUCUGGGCAAACAGUUAGUCAGUACUUUAACGAUGUCCUUAUGGCUAUUUUACGCCUACAAGGUGUCUUACUUAAGACACCAGAGCCAAUAACUGCAAAUUGCACAGAUGAUAGAUGGAGGUGUUUUCAGAAUUGUCUCGGAGCUCUAGAUGGAACUUAUGUUAGGGUUCGUGUUCCUGUAAUAAGUAAGCCAAGAUAUAGAACACGGAAGGGUGAAAUUGCUACUAAUGUCUUGGGUGUUUGCUCCCAAGACAUGCAGUUCAUUUAUGUGUUGCCUGGAUGGGAAGGGUCAGCUUCAGAUUCUAGGGUACUUAGAGAUGCUGUGAAUAGACCAAAUGGAUUGAAGGUGCCGACCGAUUUCUACUAUCUUGUAGAUACAGGUUACACUAAUGGGGAGGGUUUCUUAGCGUCGUAUAGAGGGCAAUGCUAUCACUUCUCUACAUCGAGAGAAAGGGGUAUCCCAGUGAAUCCUGAGGAGUUCUUUAACAUGAAGCACUCUGCUGCUCAUAACGUUAUUGAGACGUGUUUUGGGUUACUCAAGAUUAGGUGGGCAAUAUUGAGAACUACUUCGUACUACCCAAUCAAGACCCAGGGUCAUAUUAUUACUGCAUGUUGCCUUCUCCACAACCUCAACAGACGUGAAAUGCCAGUGGAUCCAUUUGAGGUCGAGUUAAAUAACACUCCUACACCUCAAUCUAAUUUAGGAGAAGAGUUCAUUAAUAUAGUAGAGCCAUCAAAUCAAUGGAGUGAUUGGAGGGAUGCAUUGGCAAACAUAUAAUGUUUAAUGAAUGGCAAGCAAAUAGAGAAGUUGGUGGAAAUCCUCCGUAGUUGAGAUAGUUUAUUUAAAUAUUUUAUUUGUAAUUAUGAGAAUCUUGUCUAGUUUCAUAAUUGCAAAAUAUGUAAUGAGAAUCUUACAUAGUUGAUACGGAUUUAUUUUUCAAGCUAAUCAAUUUUAUUUGUUUUAAUCUUUAUUUCAUGGAGAACCAUUUGCUGCUUUCAUGAUUGCAUAAUAAUAUCUAUAUUUUAGGUAGAUUGAGUAAUUGUUUAAUAUCAAGAGUGCUUUUUUAUUUUAUUAUAUAUAUAUAUAGUGUCUGCACACUUUUCAAUCAUAUUUUUACCUUGUCCUCCAUACUUGUAUUUUAUAUAUAUAUAUAGUGUAUGCACACUUUUCAAUAAUAUGUGUUGUACAUCAUUAUUAUAGGCAUGAAUAGUGUUGCUACCAGUCGUUCUCGAAAGAAAAGUAAGGGGAAGGCAGAUGCUGGCUCAAUUGGGAGUCGUAGGAUUUGGACGAAGAGGGAGGACUUGUUUCUCAUAAGUGCAAUGAGAGAUUUGUGUAAUAAACCUAAAUGGAAGGUUGACAAUGGGCAAUUUAAGUCGGGGUAUUAUGGCGAACUUGAGAAGAGAAUAGUCACGAAUUUUCCUGGAAGUGACCUUCGUGCUUGUCCUCACAUUGAGUCAAAGAUAAAAAUUUAGA
This is a messenger RNA of Camellia sinensis, 4109 nucleotides long. Lineage: Eukaryota; Viridiplantae; Streptophyta; Magnoliopsida; Ericales; Theaceae. The record is from RefSeq and is a predicted model, not a curated record.